AUGGAGGAGAAAGAUUGGAAUGAUGACAGCCUCACCAUGACCACCGUUUCUCAUCACUGUUUCAGCGAUGAUUCUAAAGCACCAAGUUUCUCCAUCUCCAUCAUCGAGAACAUGAAGGACGAAUAUGGCCUAUUCCUAUGGCCCUGCAACGUAGUUCUCGUCGAGUAUGUUUGGCAGCACAAUCAUCGAUUUUCAGGAGCCAACGUUGUUGAGCUAGGUGCUGGAACUUCCUUGCUUGGCUUGGUUGCAGCAAAACUCGGUGUCUGUGUCACUCUUACCGAUGACUUCACCAGAUUAGGGGUAUUACACUAUUACCAUCCAAUUUGUAGUUUACAUACUUUUAUAAAGAUUUCAAAUAAACUAUUGUUAACCACCAAGCAUGUGUUGGGAUUGACAUGGGGAGUUUGGGAUUCAUCCAUAUUCAGUUUACAAUCAACAAUUAUUCUAGGGGCUGAUGUGCUGUAUGAUUCAAAUGCCUUUGAUAACCUCUUUGCCACUGUGACUUUCCUGUUCCGAAAUUCUCCUGGGUCAACUUAUAUAACCUCAUAUCAUAACAGAAGUGGGCAUCACCUUAUUGAGUUUUGGGUAGGAAAAUGGGGCUUAGAGUGUCUGAAGCUUCUUGAUGGAUUUUCCUUCUUGCCAUCUGACAAAGCAUCACUGUAA
Molecule: messenger RNA, 663 nt
Organism: Glycine soja
Lineage: Eukaryota; Viridiplantae; Streptophyta; Magnoliopsida; Fabales; Fabaceae
Product: methyltransferase-like protein 23
Exons: 6
Coding region: 1-663 (220 amino acids)
Cellular component (GO): cytoplasm; nucleus
Source: RefSeq, a predicted model, not a curated record